GGGACGUCGAUGAUGCUGAGGAGAGCGGCGCACUGGUGAAUUUUUAUGAGCCGCCACCGCAGUUCGUAAGAUAUGUGAUGAUGGAUCAUAUAAAUCGUAUUUCAUUGCUAGGACGGCCAUAACGACAGCGGACAGCGCGCGAAUUUAUCAAAGGUGAGAAUGCAGUGAUGAGUCACGGAGGAAAUACCCUCCUUAUUCACCCUGGACCCCUUAUCUUCUUCAUCUGAUGCCAAUGAUGAAGCUGUAACGCAACCUGCGUGAUUUUCUUGUGGGCAAGGCUACCUCGCAUGGUUCACUAGAUUUGAAGUUCAUCCAGCGGCAGGAUGAUCGAGGAGGGCAGCAAACGAGGCAAGGCCAUGGUGGAGAAGAGACAGCUCUUCAUGGAGAUGCGGGCACAAAACUUUGACGUGAUCAGACUGUCAACCUAUAGGACUGCUUGUAAACUCCGAUUUGUGCAGAAGAGGUGCAACCUUCACCUUGUGGACGUGUGGAACAUGAUCGAAGCCUUCCGAGACAAUGGGCUGAACACACUGGACCACACCGCAGAGAUCAACGUCUCCCGCUUGGAGACCAUCCUGUCAUCCAUCUACUACCAGCUGAACAAGCGCCUGCCCACCACACACCAAAUCAACGUGGAGCAGUCCAUAGGCCUGCUGCUGAACUUCAUGGUGGCUACCUAUGACAGUGAAGGUCACGGGAAACUGACUGUGUUCUCUAUGAAGUCCAUGUUGGCUACCAUGUGUGGAGGGAAAAUAGUAGACAAGCUACGCUACGUGUUCUCCCAGAUCUCGGACUCCAGUGGGGUGAUGGUGUUCGCAAAGUUUGACCAGUUCCUGCGGGAGGUGCUGAAGCUUCCCACGGCCGUGUUCGAGGGGCCGUCGUUCGGCUACACCGAGCACUCCGUACGCACAUGCUUCCCCCAGCAGAAGAAGAUCCUACUGAACACGUUUUUGGAUGUGUUAAUGGCCGACCCCCCUCCACAGUGCCUAGUGUGGCUACCUCUCAUGCACCGACUGGCUAAUGUUGAAAAUGUCUUCCAUCCAGUGGAAUGUUCCUACUGCCGGAGUGAGAGCAUGAUGGGUUUCCGGUACCGCUGCCAACAGUGCCAUGGUUACCAACUCUGCCAGAGCUGCUUCUGGCGUGGCCAUGCCAACGGUCCCCAUAGCAACCAGCACCAGAUGAAGGAGCACUCUUCCUGGAAGUCUCCAGCUAAGAAGCUGAGCCACGCCAUCAGCAAGUCUCUGGGGUGUGUCCCCAUUGGCGAGCCCCCCCACCCCGUGUUCCCUGAGCAGGCGGAGAGACCCCAGGACCAGCCCCACACCAUUCAGCCGAAGCCAGUGGCCAACAACAUGAACGACACUAUGCUCAUGUCCUCUGGGGCACCUACUCCUAACAAAAGUGUGUUGGAGAGCCCCAGCAGGCUGGAUGAGGAGCAUCGCCUCAUCGCUCGCUACGCUGCGCGCCUUGCAGCCGAAGCAGGCAACUCCACAGUGAGUGACCCCACACAAUGUCCUCCAACAGACCUGAGUUUCAACUUCGAUGCCAACAAGCAGCAGAGACAGCUGAUAGCCGAGCUGGAAAACAAAAACAGGUCCCUCAGGGAGAUCCUCCAGGAGAUCCAGAGGUUGCGGCUGGAGCACGAGCAGGCCUCCCAGCCCACGCCUGAGAAGGCCCAGCACAACCCCACCCUGCUGGCAGAGCUGCGCCUCCUCAGACACAGGAAGGAUGAGCUGGAGAGGCGCAUGUCAGCGCUGCAGGAGAGCAGGAGGGAGCUGAUGGUGCAGCUGGAAGGACUGAUGAGGCUGCUGAAGGUAGGAGAGGACGAGGAGCAAAAGCAGGCAGCCCAGACAGGGGGCUCGCCCCACUCCUCCCCCAGCCACGGCGCAGGCUGCUCCAUGCCCAUGCCCAUACGCUCCACCUCAGCAGGCUCCACCCCGACCCACACCCCCCAGGACUGCCUCGCAGGGGUGGGGGGCGACGUGCUGGAGGCCUUCGCUCAGGGUGUCCCCAGAAAUCUACGGAAUGAUCUUUUGGUGGCCGCAGACUCGAUCACAAACACCAUGUCCUCCCUCGUGAAAGAGCUCCACUCAGUAGAUGACGCUGCCGAGGAAGAGGAAAGCCACAUGCGGAACGGCGGAGGCAGGGACGCAGAAUGAACAGUGUAAAGCGCAGUAAGCAGACGGUCAGAGAAGAGUGUCUGGAUGUGGCUGGAAAUGCUUCAGUGACAACAACCCCCAAGGCAUUAGCACAUAGAGUAAUGCAUGCUGUGACUUAACAGGAUUUCACUAUGUGAACUAAAAAUGUUUUCAUUACACCUUGCAAGAAAAAAAAGAGCAAGAUGUGUCUGUUAGCUCUGUUUGUUCUGUAUAAAACUGCUGUAAUUACCCAAUGAUUUCCCUCACGACUGCAAAGGAAUGACUUACUGUGCUUUCUCCCCUGCUGUUCUAUUCAAGCAGAUCAUUCUGUAUAUACUGUACUGUACACAUGACCUCGGGAACUCCAACCUGAAAACAAAGCUUAUUUCCAUGACACUGUUACCAGUCAUGGCUUUUGUAUGAUUUGCGCUUCAAAUAAUUGGGGUUUUGUUUUGAGUUUUCGUUGGUUUCCUUAGGGUUUUGCAUGAAGUUGCACUCCUGUCAGGGGGUUGAUGACUGCUGGGAUUUAGAAAUAUCAUGCCUCAGAUGUGCCCCUGAGGCACAUGCUGCUGUGUUCUCAGACAGACAUCCCUGCAGACAAAUGAGGGCUGUUAGGUAGACCCCUGGGGCUGCUAUCAAUCCAGGUUGAAUAGAUCUUAGAUAUUGAUUCUAGUUAUCAACCAGGACGUGGAAUGGCUCCUCUCGUUCUUAUCUCGAUGACAACUGAGAGAGCACUUUCUAAAUGCUCAGUAUGGACAUUUCAAACUCGUUGGUCUCUCUUCCCAGUAGUUUAAAAGUAUUGUUUGAACAAAAGGUGAUCGGUGAGUGGGUGGGGGCGAAAGCGGGAUGUUUAAGUAAAUACUGUUAAAGUAAUCACAUCUAUAUCUAUAGGUGAGGAUGUGGAAGAAAACACGUCAGUGCACGAGUAAAAGAUGAUACGAUAGCUUUAUAUAGUUAAAACAUGAACUGGAAACACAAAUAUCGAAGUGAAAUGAAACGAUGGGUGCUCAGGGACUGUGGAAAUAGGUUGAGGUAGCAGUGGCUUUUAACUAAUAGAUGUAAUCAACUCCAGACAUGUCUGGGGUUGGUGGGUGUCAAGGGUCAGUCUGGGCCAUAAAUUAUAUAGAGGGAGAGAGGACAGCGAGGGGUUAAAAGCUCUGUUUGCAUUGGAACGGAGAGGGUUUUGUCUGAAGUGCUUAUUGGGUCAGAGCAUGUUGUUAAUGUAGCUAGGUGUCUGCCUGGGAUAGGUAGAGCUUUGUGGUUACUGGGAGCCACUGUGGUGGACAGGACAGAGAUACUUGAAUCAGAUCAGGUCCAAUGUUUGCUUAUUUUUACUCAUUUGUCUUCUGGUGAGUGGGGGCCGUUUUAUCAUUAAGGGUGGUCAUAGGUCUCUGAAAAACAAGCGCUGAAAUCAACUUCUAGAUACCAUUGUAAAGUUUAAUAAUGAUGAUGCUAUAAAGAGUCAGAGUGCAAAUCUGUUCAGUUCAUGCAAUUAAAAUAAAAAGGUAAAGUCGGUAAAAUGACUGUAUGGUACAAGCCAUUGGUUAAUCAAUGAACUGUUCUGACUUUGUACAGAAUUUCUGAGAGCACGCUAGACAUUUUACAUUGAGAUUUGUACAGUCAGUCUAUUCUAUAAGCUACAUUUAAGGUCUUAACAACCUGUUACACUGUGUAAGGAAACAGCUGAACAUAAAA
Osmerus eperlanus (European smelt) is the source of this 3830-nucleotide messenger RNA. RefSeq names its product dystrobrevin, beta b (gene dtnbb). Lineage: Eukaryota; Metazoa; Chordata; Actinopteri; Osmeriformes; Osmeridae. The record is from RefSeq and is a predicted model, not a curated record. Bases 324 to 2156 code for a protein of 610 amino acids. Gene Ontology annotation, cellular component: plasma membrane; synapse. Gene Ontology annotation, biological process: synaptic signaling. The transcript has 21 exons. Gene Ontology annotation, molecular function: zinc ion binding.